UUUUCCUUGGUGUCAAAAUUAUGUCCAAUAACAAACGUUAUCACCAGUCAUAAGCUGACCGGGACUGACCAUAGCGGAGCUGAGCGGCUGAGAAUAUGAGCUCCAUCACCACCAUGGCCACCGGCGGGAGCAGCUCCGUUUUUCUAUCUAUCCCAACACCACCAUCACAAAAAAUACCAGUUUUAUCACACAAACAACUUUCUUUCACUAACAACAAUUACUGGUCUACAUUGUUCUUAAGUCGGGGUAAUUGUUCGUUAGAAUCUUAUCCUUUUCUCUGUUUUUCUUCCACAUCGUCAACUCCUCUUGUUACAGAAGAAGAAAAAGAAGAAGUUAAAGAAAGUGGGUCAAAUGAUGAUGUUCUUCCAGCUUCGAUAAGCCAAGAAUCUACUUCAGUUUUACCUCCCGGGGCAUGUCAGGCCUGUGGGAGAGAGGAGAUUGAAAGAGGAUGUAAUGGCGAGGGACGGAUACAAGGAGGGAUUGCAACAAUUCCAGGUUUUGGUUGGUGGCCAAUAAAGGCUUACAGGCCUUGCCCUGCUUUUGUUGCUUCGGGUGGUAGGUACAGAAGGUUUGGGCAAAGCAUGGAUGAAGUUGUUUCUGGCUCUGGGAGAGGAGGUAGAGCUAGUUCCGCGGGUACUGAUGCUGAGGUUCAAUCAAGCAAGAAAAAGAACGGAUCAAGCAGAUCGACGAGCUAACUAUCAGAAGGUAAUUUAAUCAGCUUCCUGCUCUAAGGAUGAGAAGCCAAUUGGAGUUAUCUUUUAAGAGAUUGAAGAAUGUUGUUGAUAUAUAUUCAGUUACUAAUUUAGCAAUUUUUGGCUCUCUAUAGGCUUCAUGUGGAGUGAUGAAACUUGAAUUCUAUGGAUUUAUACUAGUUCCAAAUUGUGAAAUGUAUAUCAGCCAUUGUAAUCAAUAUGAUCUAUAUUGUUUUGAUUUCACUUUUA
Nicotiana tabacum (common tobacco) is the source of this 941-nucleotide messenger RNA. RefSeq lists its product as uncharacterized. Gene Ontology annotation, cellular component: chloroplast. NCBI's taxonomy places the organism in Eukaryota, Viridiplantae, Streptophyta, Magnoliopsida, Solanales, Solanaceae. The record is from RefSeq and is a predicted model, not a curated record.